Molecule: messenger RNA, 741 nt
Organism: Rodentolepis nana
Lineage: Eukaryota; Metazoa; Platyhelminthes; Cestoda; Cyclophyllidea; Hymenolepididae
Source: the annotation of a GenBank genome assembly
AUGCUUCUUCGAUCUUCCCUACGACUCUCAGCGCCCAAGAAAAAGUCCUCAAUUUCCUCAGCAAGAUCCUUGACAGCUCCAAGCUCCCCGAAUCUAACUGGAAUUCCACGACCUUUUCUAGUGAAGGAAGUAUCCUCAAUAGUCAGUGCCUCUAGUCUCGGAUAUCCCUUUUGUCGAAUUUGUCAUGAUACCAGUGCAGACGAAACUCAUGGACGAUUAAUCGCCCCCUGUCUUUGUGAUGGCAGCUUAAAAUAUGUCCAUGAAAAAUGCAUUCAAAGAUGGGUAGAUAUUAGCAAUUCAAAGAGAUGUGAACUCUGCCAUUUUGAGUACGAAAUAAGCUCCUACACUAAACCAAUAAAUGAAUGGAGGUGUUGCCCAUUUACCAUAGGAGACCUUCGAAAAAUGUUCUGUUUUACAAUGAUUUAUUUGAUGAUUCAAGCCAGUGUAGGAUGGGCUCUUUAUGCUCUAAUAACAAAUAUCUCUGAACCCGGAGUAUCAACUCCUCGAUAUGCUUUGCACUUUUGGUUGAAAGUAAUUGUAAUACUCAUUGGAAUAUCAUGCGUUGGUGUAUUUGCAUACAUUCAGAUCCGAUAUUGCUAUGGAGUGUGCAAACGAUGGAGAAGGAUCAAUCGAGUUAGUCUAAUUCAAGAGCCCAGCUUGGAGAGGAUUAGGAAACUACGAUUGGAAUUGCGCUCUUCCUCACCUUAUGGACAGGAUGAUAUUUUCACUUCUUUGCCAUAG